Messenger RNA from Acipenser ruthenus (sterlet), 3086 nucleotides. Its product is annotated as probable ATP-dependent RNA helicase DDX4. Gene Ontology annotation, cellular component: P granule; nucleus. Gene Ontology annotation, biological process: gamete generation; cell differentiation. NCBI's taxonomy places the organism in Eukaryota, Metazoa, Chordata, Actinopteri, Acipenseriformes, Acipenseridae. The transcript has 21 exons. Bases 155 to 2284 code for a protein of 709 amino acids. Gene Ontology annotation, molecular function: ATP binding; RNA binding; RNA helicase activity. The record is from RefSeq and is a predicted model, not a curated record.
CGUUCCCGCCGUUCCGUUCGCGUUUACUUAUCUCUCCGAAGUUUCUUCGCUCUUUUCACCCACGUCCAAACAGGAGCUGGCUUCGUGAUUCUUGUGGGAGUUACAACAGGUCCAUCCUCUCUAAGCCUCAAAGAAAACCUAGAAUUCAGAAAAAAUGGCAGAUGAAGACUGGGACGAUGAAGUUGGAACAUCGAGUGCUCCUUCGUUUUUCCCAAACAAAAAUAUAAUGGACAACUUUGGCAAGAAAGAAGAUUUCAAAAGCAAUACGUUUACUGCAGGAGGAUUUUCAUCCUAUGGACAGCCUUUUAAACCACAGGGAGCCGCAUUUCAUCGGAUGCAGUCAUAUAAUGACGGCUGGUGUACUUCAGUUGCGCAGCAGCAGCACCAAGAUGGUAAUGAAAAUAGUUCCUGGAACAAUAACAAUGAAAAAAGUAGUGGCUUUGGAAGAAGAGGUGGCUUUGGGAAUCAAAGAGGCGCUGACUAUCAAAAUGGGGGAGGCAGUUUUGGAAACCGUGGUGGAGGAUUCAGGGGUGGUUCUUCCUUUGAAUCGGGCGGUGGACGAGGCAGAGAAGGCGGCCGUGGGUUUGGAAGAGGGAGAGGAGGAUUCCGGCAGGAUAAUGGAGACAAUGAUUUUGGCAGCUCUGGUGGGUUUGGAGGCAGAAGAGGAGGAUUUGGAAGUCGUUCAGGUGAUGACAGUGGUGAAGGAGGAGGACGAGGAAGAUUUGGCCGGGGAGGAUCUCGAGGAGGUUAUAAAGGAAGGGAUGAAGAAGUACUUUCUUCAGAAAAAGCACCUUAUAGGUCUGAUAGAGAGGAUGAAGGUGGUGAAAAUGCAGGUCCCAAGGUAAUUUAUGUACCACCUCCACCUCCGGAAGAAGAAGAUACGAUUUUUGCUCAUUACGAGACAGGAAUCAACUUUAACAAAUAUGAUGAUAUCCUAGUGGAUGUAUCUGGAAAUGCUCCACUGGCAAUAAUGACUUUUGACGAGGCUGGACUAUGUGACACUUUAAACAAGAAUAUCAGUAAAUCGGGGUAUGUCAAGCCCACUCCAGUUCAGAAGCAUGGCAUUCCGAUAGUUUUAGGAGGCUGUGACGUAAUGGCAUGUGCGCAGACAGGAUCUGGAAAAACUGCAGCAUUUCUGUUGCCGAUCUUGCAACAAUUGAUGAAGGAUGGAGUUGCUGCUAGUAAGUUCAGUGAACUACAGGAGCCUGAAGCAAUAAUCGUAGCUCCAACAAGAGAGCUAAUAAACCAGAUCUACUUGGAGGCUAGGAAAUUUGCGUAUGGAACCUGUGUGAGGCCUGUUGUAGUGUAUGGCGGGAUAAGUACUGGGUACACAAUACGGGAAGUUUUGAAAGGAUGCAACGUAUUGUGUGGAACUCCAGGAAGACUCAUGGAUAUCAUUGGUAGAGGAAAGGUCGGACUAAGCAAACUAAGGUACCUUGUACUGGAUGAAGCAGAUCGGAUGUUGGAUAUGGGAUUUGAGCCAGAAAUGCGCAGGCUGGUAGCAUCUCCUGGCAUGCCUCCAAAGGAAGAACGGCAGACUCUUUUGUUUAGUGCCACUUACCCAGAGGAUAUUCAGAAGCUAGCUGCAGACUUUUUAAAGCCUGGCUACAUAUUCCUUGCGGUUGGUCAAGUAGGAGGUGCUUGUAGUGAUGUGGAGCAAAAUGUGCUGCAAGUUACUCAAUAUUCAAAGAGAGACAAGCUGGUUGAAAUGCUUCAGACUACAAGCACGGAACGCACAAUGGUUUUUGUUGAAACUAAAAGAAAAGCAGACUUCAUUGCAACUUUCCUCUGUCAAGAAAAAAUCCCAACCACAAGUAUUCACGGGGAUCGAGAACAGAGGGAAAGGGAGCAAGCACUUGGAGAUUUCCGCACGGGGAAGUGUCCUGUUCUGGUUGCAACCUCUGUGGCUGCUCGGGGGCUGGAUAUUGAGCAUGUGCAGCAUGUUGUAAACUUUGACCUCCCCUCUUCCAUUGACGAAUACGUCCACCGUAUUGGUCGCACAGGGCGCUGUGGAAACAUUGGCAAAGCAAUAUCCUUCUUCGACCCAGAAUCUGAUACUCCUAUAGCUCGUUCCCUGGUGAAGGUUCUUUCUGAUGCUAAACAGGAAGUUCCUGCUUGGCUGGAGGAAGUAGCAUUCAGUGCUCAUGGGACUACUGGCUUCAAUCCAAGAGGAAAUGUGUUUGCAUCAGUGGACUCCCGUAAAGGCCCUGGUGGGAAUAGAAGCUUUGGAAAUCGGGAGUCAAGCCAACCAGCAAUCGCUGUGGACGAAGACGCUUGGGAGUGAUUUCCUGUACAAGAACACAACUCUUAUUGGAGCAUGACACUUAUUUGAGAGAAGUGUAUUGAAAUGAAUGGUUUUGUUUCUCUUGUUAAUAUAUAAAGAGCAUUGUGUUUUAAAGUGCUGCUGUACUUUAAGUUAGUUCUGUUGUAAUGAAAGUUGGCACUUAUCACUAUUUUGUUUUGUAGAUGUGCAAGUUCUAUGUUGGAUUUAAGUUUCAACUUUAUGUAAAAUUUCAUAAACUGGUAUGCAUAUUCAAAAAUGGGAGCAUCACAUGUGUGUGUUUUUACCAUUGCGUAUGUCAACACAGUAACUGAAUUGCAUUUUUUUUGGGGGGGGGGGGGUCCAACCUAGUUUUAGGGUUUUCCCAUUUUAAAUUAGAAGGGUAAAAAUAACUAAAAACAAAUGUGUAUGCUGGGCAUUUUAUAUAAUUUACUUCUAUUUUCAUUUUUUCUCUUUGCAAAAUUGAGUUUGGGAUGCCAGUGUUUUAAGGGCUGGUCGGCACACAUUUAACUGAUUUGCUUUUAUAGUGUGAUCCACUUGUGUUGAGCAGUAAGUGUUUGUGUGUGUGUAUAUAUACUCCAAGCAGUUAUUUCGAUCAUGUCAUGGUUGAUAUGUUAAUUGUUUGAGUCUUCUUCAAAUGCCAUGUCUGCCUUUUGUAACUUGUCUUUAGUUUGUGUUGCUUAGCAGUGGUUUCAACCACAUAUGACCUAACUGCAACUGAAAUAGUUUAGCUUACAUUUCAUGAAAAGAUCUGUUGAUGUACAGAAAUGAAUGUACAAACUAAAAUUAAAGUAAGCAUUCAUUA